This is a messenger RNA of Naegleria lovaniensis, 1680 nucleotides long. RefSeq lists its product as uncharacterized. The transcript has a single exon. Gene Ontology annotation, molecular function: protein binding. Lineage: Eukaryota; Heterolobosea; Eutetramitea; Acrasida; Naegleriidae. The coding region runs from base 1 to 1680 and encodes 559 amino acids. The record is from RefSeq and is a predicted model, not a curated record.
AUGAAGCAUCAAAUAAUAUUUUCAACAGGCAUCUCUUCAACCUUCGAUGAUCGUUCCAAUCAUUCGAAAAGAUCGACCGAACGAUUACAACCUCUCGCUUCGGAAAUUCCCACGAGAAAUUCUCUCUCAUCAACGAAAAGUAAUUCAUCAUCAUCGCUACAAAUUCGGAUGACUCAACAUUCUCCCAUCUCUAAAUAUUUCAAUGGUAAUAGGCAUGUCGAUAAGAAGAGGAACAUUUCCAAUGAUGAUGAUUCCGAAUGGACAUCUCAUGAGCUCUCAACAACAUCUUCAACUACAGAAAGAUUAAAAUCAUGCAUUUAUACACUUUCAGAUUUACAAAGUGAAAUACUCAUUCAAAUUCUCAUGUUUUUAACACCCUAUGAAUCUGCAAGUUUGAUGCUGACCAAUUCAUCAAUGUGUGAACAGUUACUGCAAGAUAAUGGAUUUUUUAAAUUAUUAUACAUACAAUGGAUUACAAGUGACAUUUCACAGGCCAUGACACAUUUGGAGCAACGAGUGGCGUAUAAUCGCUCUAAAUUUAAAUUCGAUUGUAGAUUGACCUAUUUUAAUGCAUUGGGAAUUUCACAAUGGAAACAAUGGAUUCAAAAAAAACAAAUCGAGUUGAAGAAGCAUCUCCAUCGAACGAGUGCUACCAUGGAUUGGCACAAAAUAUUUCGUGGCUAUUAUUGUCGAUCUCAAUAUGAAAAAAUUCGACUCAAAUUGGCCUCCAUUUCAAAACUUUGUCGUAACAAUCCCAAUGCUCUUGUACUUGUAUUUAAAUUAUUUAGGGAUGUGAAAAGAAAAUUGCAAAAUUUACCUUCGAAUACGGAACGCGAAUAUAUCAUUAAGAGAAAUUAUGGAAAACGAAUUAAGAGGGAUCACACUCUGGUUCAUCAAUGUUUUUACUUGAUGGGAGAUUUUUCUCAAUUGAAAUAUCAAAAAGAGGAAAUGGAUCAAUUGAUUCCGUUUCUGAACUACUUUGUGUAUUCGAGUCGAAAUGUGUCAGAAAAUCCACUCAUUGUGAAAAAUUCAUGGAAUUUAACAGCAUUUCACUAUGCCAUUCGAGUUGGAAGUAAUCAUUUACUCCGAGAAUUAAGCACUACCUUUUUUGGAGAUUUAAAAGCUUGUACUUUAUUAAGAUUAACAGAAGAACCUCAAAAAGCUCCAAUUGUAUUCCAUCUCGUCAAGUACAAUAUUUAUCCAGCAAUGCUCAAAGAAUGGAUUCAAAUGAAUUUGUGUAAACCAGAAGUAUUUCUUUCAAAAGCAAGAGAGGACGCUGUUCGAACGAAUUUUCUUCAUUACAUGAUGCAAUAUGGAACGAAAUCUCCCAGAACCAUCAUUGGAUAUCUGUCACUGAUCAAAGAAGUAUUUUCCUCACAGCAAAUUGAGAAGCUUGUGAAUGAACAAGAAGAAGGAGAGACACUCUUUGCAUAUACCAUCUCGUUAUUUACAAAUUUGAUCAAUUCUCCAUCCGAUUUUGGAAAAAUAUUUGGAAUUUUAAAUUAUUUGUGUGUGGAAUGGAAUUAUACUCCUUCUCAGAAUGAACUCGAUCGAUGGAAUCAAUUAUUAGAAAAUUAUCGAAUGACUCAUACACAUAGUAAGGCCUCUCAAUUGGUGACAAAAUUUAAAAUUGAUUUGGAUUCGAUUCAACUGAGAAGACUCAUGCAACAAAUGGAGUGA